This is a messenger RNA of Theobroma umbraticum, 1781 nucleotides long. Its product is annotated as magnesium transporter MRS2-I-like. The record is from RefSeq and is a predicted model, not a curated record. Gene Ontology annotation, molecular function: magnesium ion transmembrane transporter activity. Gene Ontology annotation, biological process: magnesium ion transport. Lineage: Eukaryota; Viridiplantae; Streptophyta; Magnoliopsida; Malvales; Malvaceae.
CCUCACUGGUACAUUUCCACUGUCUGUGUCAGGCUUCACCCCAGCCCCAUGCAGUGAAUACCUCCCUAAUUUCCUCCUCCGCCAGUCACUUUCUCCAGCCUCUUUUAAACCCGACCACUCCCUUUUCUCUCCUCGAAAUUCUAUAAAACUUCCCCUACGGCCAACCCUCAGCUUUGCUCUGUUCCAAGGGUAGUUCUCUGUGGUUUUUCUCUUUGAAUGGCUCGAGAAGUGUAUUUGAUUCCAGUGGAGACGCAAGUAGCUUCGCUUAAGAAGAAGACGGCGGUUACAACGAGCUGGAUUUCGAUAGACGCCAAGGGCCAAGGUGUGAUUCUUGACGUCGACAAGUAUGCUAUAAUGCGCCGCGUUCAGAUUCAUGCCAGAGAUCUUCGUAUUCUUGAUCCCAUGUUGUCUUAUCCUUCCACCAUUUUAGGCAGAGAAAAAGUCAUUGUUCUCAAUUUGGAACACAUCAAAGCAAUAAUCACAGCAGAAGAGGUAUUGCUUAGAGAUCCAUUUGAUGAUAAUGUAAUCCCCAUUGUUGCGGAACUUAAAAGGCGAUUGCCUCAAGAUAAUCUCACAUGCCAAGGCCAAGGAGAAGAAGAAGAACACCUUGGUCUGCGCAAUGAUGUGGACAUUGGGGAAGAAAAUGAAUUUCCAUUUGAAUUCCGGGCACUAGAAGUUGCAUUAGAAGCAAUUUGUAGCUUUCUUGAUGCACGUACUAGGGAACUGGAGACUGAUACUUAUCCAGCUUUAGAUGAGCUGACCUCCAAGAUUAGCAGCCGCAACUUGGACCGAGUGCGUAAACUGAAAAGUGCUAUGACAAGGCUGACAAAUCGGGUUCAAAAGGUAAGGGAUGAACUUGAACAACUUUUAGAUGACGAUGAUGAUAUGGCAGACCUUUAUUUGUCGAGAAAGUUGGCUGGGGCAUCUUCACCUGUCAGCGGUUCUGGUGCUCCCAAUUGGUACCUAGCCUCUCCAACUAUAGGCUCAAAGAUAUCAAGAACAAGUCGGGCAAGUGCAGUGACAGUUCAAGAGGACAAUGAUGUUGAGGAGCUUGAAAUGUUGCUUGAGGCUUACUUUAUGCAAAUUGAAAGCACACUGAACAAAUUGACUACGCUGCGUGAGUAUAUCGAUGACACGGAGGAUUAUAUCAACAUCCAGCUUGACAAUCAUCGAAAUCAGCUAAUUCAGCUGGAGCUCUUCCUUAGUUCUGGGACUGUUUGUUUGUCUAUAUAUUCUUUGGUUGCUGCAAUAUUUGGAAUGAAUAUUCCGUAUACCUGGAAACAGGGCCAUGGAUACAUGUUUAAAUGGGUGGUCAUCUUUGCCGGAAUUCUCUGUGCUUCGACUUUCACGUCAAUAAUUUCGUACGCGAGGCACAAGGGUCUUGUUGGGUCUUAAAGUGCUGCAUAGAAUCAGUUUGGGGGUACUCAGGAUACAGCUUGAGAUGGCCCUGGCGGCCUUAUGGAGAGUGGAGCAUCAGAAUUAAACCCCAAAGGGGAUUCCUUACCAAUUACCAUCUUGGUUCAACCUGGUUAUGAUUCAGGUGAACAACUGCAUGCUAUAUUAUUACCAAUUUAUCAUGCGUUGUGGACAAAAUGGUCCAUGAGGGGUCCUCCUAUUGUAAUUAGUCACUGUAUUCGGCAGAAAAAGUAAUAUCAAGUAUCAUUGUGUUGGCAUAUAUUAUCUAUGAAAGUAGGUGGCAAAGUAGGUGACAACUCUACCCAUAUAUAAGUUAUUCCAAAUGUUGUUGAUAUAUACUCGAUGCAAAUAGGGUUCUCUUUGUU